Messenger RNA from Aethalodelphis obliquidens (Pacific white-sided dolphin), 4763 nucleotides. It is a transcript of the gene LETM2, whose product is annotated as leucine zipper and EF-hand containing transmembrane protein 2. The record is from RefSeq and is a predicted model, not a curated record. Gene Ontology annotation, cellular component: mitochondrial inner membrane. Gene Ontology annotation, molecular function: ribosome binding. Gene Ontology annotation, biological process: intracellular monoatomic cation homeostasis. Lineage: Eukaryota; Metazoa; Chordata; Mammalia; Artiodactyla; Delphinidae.
AGGUCCCUAUGUUGACUUGAGACAAACACAAAUAUGGCCUUCUACAGUUAUAAAACAGUCUUAGCUAUUGCCCGAGCAAGAUUCCCUAGCCAUUGUGUCCAUCCCACCAGCUCUUCUCACUCCCCAUCAUUUGCAUUUCUUCACUUACCAGAUUCCCAUUUAAAUAAAACAUAUAUGAAGAACUAUGGCAGCAAGAAGUACUCCUAUCCUACUCAGACAGGCCAUAAAGUACUUCACUUAAGGACUAGAGUAAUACAAAAGCUGCACACAUCUGCUUACUGGCUGCAGGAGGUCCCAGGUAAACCUCAGCUGGAGCAAACCGCAAAGAAGCCACAGGUGCCAAGCCCUCAGCCAACAGAAGAAACUGGAGUGAAGAUUAAGGAAGAAAAGCGAUCUUAUAGGCAGAUAAUUAUGGAUGAACUUAAAUAUUAUCACAAUGGAUUCUAUUUGCUUUGGAUUGACACCAAAGUGGCUGCCAGAAUGGUUUGGAGGCUGUUGGACGGACAGGUGCUGACCAGACGAGAGGGACGAAGGCUGUUGAGAACGUGUGCUGAUUUAUUCCGCCUGGUUCCAUUUAUGGUGUUCAUCAUUGUUCCCUUCAUGGAAUCCUUAUUGCCAGAGUUUCUGAAACUCUUCCCAGAGAUGUUGCCAUUCUUUGAAAGUGAAUCCAAAAAGGAAGAAAAACAGAAAAAGAAAAUGGCUGCGAAGUUGGAACUAGCAAAAUUCCUUCAAGAAACGAUUGCAGAAAUGGCAAGGAGGAACAGGGCGCAGCUGGGGGAUACCUCCACCCAGUUCGCAUCCUACAACAAACAGGUCCAGACAGGCCACAAGCCCAGCACAAAGGAGAUAGUUCGCUUUUCCAAACUCUUUGAGGAUGAGUUGAUCUUGGAGCACCUCGAUCGAUCUCAGCUGGUGGCCCUUUGCAAACUUCUGGAACUGCAGUUCUUUGGAACCAACAAUCUGCUCUGCUUCCAGCUCCUGAUGAAGCUGAAAUCUAUGAAAGCAGAUGAUGAAGUAAUUGCCAAGGAAGGGGUGAGUGCUCUGAGCCUGUCAGAGCUGCAAGCGGCCUGCAGGGCCCGGGGGAUGCGCUCACUGGGUCUCACUGAGGAGCAGCUGAAGCAGCAGCUCACAGAGGGGCAGGACCUCCACCUGAAGGAGAAUGUCCCUCCUCUUUUGCUUCUGUCCCGAACCUUCUACCUGAUAGAUGUGAAGCCAAAGCCAACUGAGAUACCACUCAGUGGGGAGGCUCCCAAGAUGGAUAUUCCCGUGGGAUCACCCACUUCCUCUGAAUCUAAAGAGAACAUGGCGGGUUUAGCACUUCAACUGAAGGGAACUAAGGAUGAAGAACUGAUACAGCUGCCGCCAGCUACAUCAUCACUUACACCAUCAAAUCCUAUUUCAUUAUGUAAAGGAUCCAUCACUUCUGCUAAAGAAGCUGCAGAAUCACAAGACAACCCAGAACAGCAAGGCUAAUUCGAAUGGAGCAUAAGGACUCAUGGAGGAUGGAGCGCCCUCUCUCUGGCUUCCUGCCCUCAGCAAUGGCAUCCGUAAAGGACAUCCCAGCCAAGACUACCUAUGUCUGGUUUCAGAUAUAAGAUCAGACAUUUAGUCCUUGGGGCGGUCUUUUGAGGCCUUGUAACCAUUCAGAUGAUGUCAGCAGCAAGACCAAGUUCAGACCAUUUGGAAAACUAUAAUUGCAAAGUCCAUUUCCCCUGUAGCAUUAGGUCAUCCCACUGGACCUUGUGUAAGGCCCACCCGCCAUGUUGUUUUCCAACAGCUUCGUGUCCUUUAAGGGAGGAAAUUUUUUGCAUAAUGGAAUCAGCUUGGUGCCUCAGAUACCUCUCGUCUCCUCUGGCUUGGUAACCCGGGUAAGAACUUGGGUACCUCCGAAGCCAGUGAUGGUGAGAGUGCCUGACCCAUCAGUAGGAACAGUGCCCUGGAAACUACCUUCUGAGACAGAAUGGAUAUAACUCCCCAGUUAAGUCUUCCUGGAUAUAAAGAAGAAAAAGCUUCUUGGAGAAGCAAAUGGGGAGUUCAACAGACUGGCAAUCAGAAAGACUUGGCCGCGGCUUGGCUGUUCUGAGACAGCCCCUCUCGGGCCUGCAGAGGCUGCAGGGAUCUGGGAGGCUGCCACUCUUCCAGCACAUAUGGCUUCCAUUAGCCUCCAUUUGCUAGGAAACAUAAUUAAGGGUUUAAGACUUAACCAUUUGUUUGUGCUGGGUGUGUGUUUUUCUGGUCUGUCUUUCACAAACAAGACUAUCUGUUAGUCACAGGGGUUGUUAGAGUCUGAUAUCAUCCCUAGGCUACCCAGUAACAAGUAUCAUGUUCAGAUAUUUACGUUGGGUGUCUUCAGUGUUGUCCAUACUGAAAAAACUUAAUAAAUAGGCUGCCCUGCAGCUGACCACCAGCCUUCUUCCCUUGGGGAGUGCUUAGAAGGGGAGAGGUAUUUCAGCUGUGGGUGAUGAAACUGGAUUCCUUUACUUGCUGUGAAAUUGAAAGCAGUUAGAUGGGAGUCAAUGCAACCAAGGAAAACUCACAUCUCCCCACCUGGGAUCAUCUAAAUGAGGAAUGUCACCGGCAUUUCGCAGCAAGGAAAUGCACUUUAAAAUGCUUCCUAAACCUCCUCUCCGCCUCACCAUGUCCUGCUGAGGAACGCCAGUGCCUCGACUACGACGAAUCCCGACCGUGCGGCCUUCCGGGCAUCUCAGCAUUGGCUUCGCAAGGUGAUUCACAAUAAAUUAUCCCAUUUUUCAAGUGAUGGUUGUUUAAUUAGUUCACAUUUCAGGUGUUACACGUGAGAAAGGGAUGAACUAGUGCACUUGCUCCACCCUGUUUCAGCUGGAUGCCUCACGGGUGCUGCUGGGCUGCUCUACAACUCUUCCUGGCUUUCCCCAUGAGCAGAGUGGGACUGGUUAGCUCAAGGGGUUUGGACCUCCGUUGGACUUCACCCAUUUUUGCUUCAUAAAUAGGCAUCUAAGACACUUGACACACCUCUCCUCCCCUUCUUCUGAGAGUCCUCAGAGAGGUCAAGGUCGUUGCUUUGUUUCAUCAUUGAGAGCCCUUGGCUGGUGGGUCCCAUGAUCAUUAGAUGCAGCCCCCUGCUGAAACCGAGCUAGCGGUGUUCUGGUAAAUGAUUAACACCCAACUCUGGCAGGGGCCGUGGCUGCAGGGGGAGCCCUGAUUUGUAGCCUUCGCAGAUUACGGUGAUGUAAGUACUCCCACAAGGUUGAUUUUCAAGCUACCAACAGGAGGUCACCGAACAAUGCAGAGUUGGGAAGAGAUGUACACGAUCAGCUCAAGACACCAUACUUAACAGACCCUAGGCCUCCUGGAGGAACGAGAGACACUUAAACCUCUAAUUGGUGCCUGCAGCAACUGUAUCAGUUCCAUGUACCAACACAGGCAUCUGGGAGGCAGUACCGUGUAAAUGGCCAUAAACACUGUUAAGUGCCAACCUAGAGAGAACUUGCCCCAACAGAGCGUUUCUGAACACCAGGGUUCCUGCCGAUCUGGCUCUCAGCAGCUGAGGGAAUGGAAGCCUGUCUCCUUCCCCCGCCCUCUACUCUUCCCCACACAUGCAGAUACUGCAGCUGUACCGGCUGCUAAUAAUCUGAGUAUAACUUUAGGCAUUUUCUAAAGCCCAACCCCAGUGGUGAUGUCAGACUCGGCCCUUGUCUCACUCACUGAGAAUUCUGCUCCAAAAGAAAGGUGUUGGUGGCAUCUGACAUGUGUGGACCUGCACCGUGCCAUGUCUAAUCCUGUAUUUCGGUCAUUACAGGUCACACUGGUGAUAUCGAAUAAAUGCUCUAUAACGUUAAAACCUAGACUAAAGGUUUCCCGGUCCCCACCAGCGCACAGCUGUAGGUCAGGUCAGACUAACGGAACGUGAAAGCCGAUUGGCACGUUCCUUAAUCUUUGAUUCUGGCUUGCUGGCUCCCCCCACUGGCGGCUGAUCAACACAGCGACUCUGUUGUCAUUGAGACAGAUUCUUUCCAGCUGAGGUUUGAUCUUACUUACCUGAGAUCAAUACGGUACAUUAGCGGUGCCCGGGGAAGGAUGCUCCCCAGCCCGUGGCAAUUAGAAAGGGCGGGAGGGCAGUAUCGAUCGAUGCUGUGGUGAUCCCAGGCCCUAAUCUUUUAACCCUCAGGAAACCAGACACUCAGUGCCUUGACAGCACGACAUCUUCAUUAGAUAAGCUGGAUUCCUUUCCUCGGGAGACCCAAUCUGGUCAACUAAGUAAAAUGGCCAUUUCAUUUUCUCUCAGGUCAAUUUCACUAUCUUUUAUUUGCCAGUCAGCUCAGUCUCUCGGGAAAUUCACGGGGGAUUUCAGUAGCAACAGCGAGGACAUCACUGUUACAAUAACAGUGCCUUCUAUCUCCCAGCACCUCUCCCGAAGGUACAGAAAGCCCUUUGUAAAAGAUCGCCCAUCCGUCCGCACAGCCGUGGGCAGAAAUCAUCACGGGUUUACAAGGAAAGGCCCCACUAGAAGGCGUCAGGCAAAUGGUUUUAAGUGCUAAAAUUCAUUUCCUGGCUCUGCCAACGUUUGCCUUCUUUAAACAUAAACAAAAUCACGGUACGUUGACAGUUGCAUAUUCAUUCACAGAGGAGACCCAGGAGAAGAGAGAACUUUACAACGGGGCGAGCCCUGCGGCUGCCGAGAAAUAGCUCAGAAAGGAAAACUCAGGAGCAAAAAGCCCAUUCUCCCCACAGGAAUGAAAGCGUGCUGGACUUCCUUUUGCACUCAGGAGGAAUCCAGCAAAGGG